Molecule: messenger RNA, 7072 nt
Organism: Papilio xuthus (Asian swallowtail)
Lineage: Eukaryota; Metazoa; Arthropoda; Insecta; Lepidoptera; Papilionidae
Exons: 15
Coding region: 444-4754 (1436 amino acids)
Biological process (GO): membrane protein ectodomain proteolysis; Notch signaling pathway
Cellular component (GO): plasma membrane
Molecular function (GO): metalloendopeptidase activity
Source: RefSeq, a predicted model, not a curated record
ACUUACUACUGCUUGCUACUAAUGUUUGUUUCCAAAUGUAAGAUUACUAAAUAUUUGGUGAAUAUUACUACCAAUUACUACCAAAAACCAACACAUCACUACUGACUUAUGUCACAUUCACGGCGUUUUAAAAUACAAUACAGGACAACCCUAGUAUUCGCCGCGACGUCGGCAGUGGAUGUUGUGUGUGUUUUCGCAUUUUGCGAAAUGUUAUGACGUGCAGUUACUGUCUUUGUUUUAAUAACAUUCGGACAGUCAUACUGAACCUUUUUAUAUUAAAUAAUGUAAUAAGGCGAAUAGGGAACGUUAGCCAGUAGCCUUAUUGCAAUGUUUGUUUCCAAAGUAUGAUCGUGCCAACAACAGGAGUUAUUAGCAUAGUUAGGUGUUCGCAUUGGUUAAGUUUUGUAAAUGUUGUGCCAACAAUGAGAUAGUGUAGUGUUGUGAUGUGGUUGUGGGACAUGUGGGGUGUGCUAUGGGUCGUACAGGCAGUGGCGCAGCUGACUGCCGUGUUGGCGACGCCGCUGGAGCCAGCAUUGAACUUACGAGGGGUGUCGCUGACUCCGUUCGUGCGGCACUGGCAGCCGGCGCAGUACUCUCCGUUAGAUGGCGCACGCCGCCGGCGCUCGCUGCCCCCGCAGCCCCCGCCCGACCCGCCGCCCCACCGCCCGCAAGCGACCGUACCGUCCGCUCCGCAGCCGCUACGAAUCUCAUUCACAGCUCAUAACAGAGAGUUCCGAUUGAUUCUGCGGCCAGACCCGAGUUCUGUGUUCGCGGAGGACGUGCAGUUCCAUUCUUCAGCGGGGCCUCUACAGUAUAACACAGCGCAGGUCUACUCCGGCAAGCUAGAAGAUGACGACACAUCUCACGUAUACGGCGUCAUUACCGCUGAGGGCCUCUUCGACGGCACGAUAUGGACGACCGGCGAGGAGUAUUAUGUGGAGCCCGUGUCUCGUUACAACAUCGAGCACCCCGCGAUGCAUAGCGUUAUCUACCGCCGCUCAGACGUGCAGCAUCCACCACGGACCGAGGGCCAGCCCUGUGCAUCACACCUCCUCCAUCUCAAACGAACCCUCGGACAUCACGCAGAAUUAUUCAAUUUUACACACCAUUCCAAUACAAACAAAGAUUCUCACAUACACAACAACACAGAUGAUCUCACCACAGAAAUACAUCGACGGAAGAAACGAUGGCUUCCCGAAGAUGAAAUGCAAGACGAUCAACCGAUGAAAAAUCCAGAUCUACCAUUAGAUUUAGAUGUACCUUACACGAGCAACAGCGAUCCUUUCGAUAAGUUUAGUACUAGGAAACCUAAAACGAAAAUCGAUAAAAGUAACCUCAUCACUAAAGUGAGAUUAGAUUCGGAAGAAACUAGACCGAAACCAAAGACUCACGUUGAAGUCAUAAAAACUAAAGCAGGUGUUGUAACGGUCAGUAAGGAUAUAGUUAAAAAGGAACCCAUGGGGUUUACUGUAUUGACAGCUAAUGCGACGGACGAUGGGAGACAUGUAAAUAAAAGGGCCACCGUAGACCCUAGGAAGACUACAUGCUUGGUGUACCUGCAAGCUGAUCAUAUGUUCUACCAAAGAUACGGCUCCGAGGAGGCGUGUAUAGAAGUGAUGACGCGACACGUACAGAAAGUUAAUGCCAUUUAUAAAGUAACAGAUUUCAACCAAGAUGGAAAAGCAGAUAAUAUUACGUUUAUGAUAAAAAGAAUAAAAGUUCACACUUUAGAUGCUUUAAAAGAUCCCGCGUAUCGAUUUCCGAAUAAUUAUGGUGUUGAAAAAUAUUUGGAGCUGUUCUCGGAGGAAGACUACGAUGCCUUCUGCCUAGCAUAUAUGUUCACGUACAGAGACUUCGAGAUGGGUACGCUGGGUUUAGCGUGGACUGGUGAUCUCAAGAAUGCGGGCGGCGUGUGUGAAAAGAAUGGCCACUACCGGGGCAGCAUGAAGUCUUUGAACACAGGCAUAGUGACGCUGCUCAACUACGGCAAGCACGUGCCCCCCGCUGUGUCCCACGUCACGCUUGCGCAUGAGAUCGGACACAAUUUCGGAUCACCGCACGAUCCAGAAAUGUGUACUCCAUUCGGCGAGGACGGCAACUACAUAAUGUUCGCGCGCGCCACCAGUGGAGACAGGAAGAACAACAACAAGUUCUCGCCGUGUUCACUGCGCGCCAUAGAUCCCGUGCUCAACAACAAGGCGCGCUCACCCAAAGGAUGCUUUACAGAGCCUCAGCCAGCGAUCUGCGGCAACGGCGUGGUGGAGGAGGGCGAGGAGUGCGACUGCGGCUGGGCCUCCGAGUGCACCGAUGUGUGUUGCCGCCCUCAGGCCGCGCGCCCACAUUACAAACCUUGCACGCUCACUGAGCACAGCGUCUGCAGUCCCAGCCAGGGUCCGUGCUGCACGGCAUCAUGCACGCUGAAGUUCGGUGACAAGUGCCGGUCGGACAACGGAUGUCGCGACGCCGCGCACUGCGACGGCCGCCGCGCCGCCUGCCCCGCCAGCAGGCACAAGCCGAACCGCACGCGCUGCGACAAGGAACUCGUUUGCUUCAUGGGAGAGUGCACUGGGUCCAUCUGCCUGGCGUACGGGCUGGAAUCGUGCCAGUGCGGCGCGCGCGCAGACGACCCGCGCUCGGCGUGCGAGUUGUGCUGCCGCGCGCCGGGCGGGCCCUGCCGCUCCUCCUUCCAUUGGAACACGCCGCCCUACGACGUGCCCGACAUGUACGCCAAGCCAGGCACGCCCUGCAACGAUUACAAUGGAUACUGCGACGUAUUCCAGCGCUGUCGCGAGGUGGACCCGUCGGGCCCGCUGGCGACGCUGCGCAAGCUGCUGCUGUCGGACGAGAGCCUGGCGGGCUUCCGGCGCUGGGUGCUGCGGCACUGGUACGCCGUGCUGCUCAUACUGCUCGCCGUCAUCGCACUACUGUUUGCAAGUACCCGUUUCCUCGGCCGUCACGCUAAGAAGCUCAAGUCUGUCACUAUCAUCCACUCCUCGACCACAGAGACUGUCCGCCUGCCUGAUGCCGCUGACCAGGGCCUCAUAGUGCACACCGCUGUUAGAUCUAAACUGCCUCUAAAGAAGAAAGUAGCUCUACGAACUCGCGCUUACAAGAUAAAGAAGGACCACCAGCACAAACAGGGAGACAAGGCAUCGCCCUCCUACAACGCUAACAAGAAGAGGAAACCAAACGCUCUAUCGAAGCCAGAAGAAAGUCAUAAAGUAACAAAAGAAAGUGCAGCAGUCGUCACGAACUCUGACGGAAAGUCUCCGAAACACAUCCUGCUGACCAAACAUAAAGGAAAAGUGAAGAAACGCAAGGCGAAGGUGAAGAGCGCGACGAUAGACUACAGCUCGAUGCAGAAACAUCCGGCCUCUCCCGUCAAGGACUCCGAGGCCUUGUCCAAAGUGCAAAAGUGGCUGCUCAGCUCGCCGCAGCCCACAGCCAUACCCAAGUCCAAGUCCAUCCCCUUAGGUCUCACAGAACGAACGAGCCGACAAGUUGCGAAAGGUGCUCGGAAAACUAGGCCCUCCAAGAGCGCCACCAAUCUGCUCUCCGGCGAGAAGGCUCGACUCCAGGUCGUGUUCAAGCCACCGUUCAGAUUCAGCGUUAAGAUUUGUAAAAGUGACAAAGCUAAAGUCGUUUUGGACAAAUCGUCGAAGCCCGACGUCGACAGAAAACGCCACGAUCUCAUCCAGCAGCUCAGCUCGACCGACCUCGGUAAAGCCAACGCUAACAAACCCAAGCAUACCAGUGUGACAAAGACUACUGUAGAUAACACGACUACCAGUACUAACUCGGAUAAGACGCAGGGCCAAGAUACAGUCGCGCACGGAUACGAGAACCUGCUCCCGCGCAGCGCCAGCGACUGCAAGCUGGGCAAGAAGCUGCCGGAAGCGAAACAUCGCAGCGGACACAAGAAGAGCAACUCCGUCGGACAAAACCGGGAGACCACCGAGAGCAGACAGAAUCUGAUCUCGCAGGAGGACGGCGACGCCAACUGCCACGUGUACGAGAACGUGCUCAUGUCCGACAAGGACGGCUUCGUGCCCCGCAGCUGCAGCAUGCCGCGCCGCCAGCCCCCCGCCGCCAUCGCGCGCCAAGCCAGCCACGGACAUCUGCCGCGCGCCCAGCCCCGUCCCCACCCCGCCGCGCACCGCCACAGCGCCAGCAACGUGCGCGCCCGCACCGCCAGCACCGACGAUCUCGACCACUUCUACAACAUCAUAGACACGCUGCGCCGCGACAACACCGCCUGCGACACCAACACCACCAGCUCCUCCGGCAGCAGCCGACGCGACGCCAAGUCGCGCCCGAGCAAGUCCUCCCGGCAGAACAGUCUGGUCGACAAGGCGCGGGUGACGCCCACCGACGGCAAAAUGAGACGGCAGUCGAGCGAGGCGGAGCUGGCCCAGGCGAAGCCGGAGGGUCCCCGCGGGUUCCAACUGGUCGUCGGCAAGGAUAAGUUGAAGCGACAGCUGAGCGACAACGAGCUGAGCAGGUCGCGGCUGCAGCUGGCGAUGCCGAUGUCCGCGGGCGCCGAGCCGCGGCAGGCCUUCUGUUGGAACAAGCGCGCCAGCCUCGACUGCGAGUCCUCGCUGCCGGCCGCCUCCCACAACCCGCACAAGCCCCGGAGCAAGCAGAAAGCGACAUACACCUUCGGCGAACUGAAGAAUACCGUCCCCAACGCGACUGACUCGAGCGAUGGCAUCCACAUCUCACCGGAGGACUUCCUGAAGAUCAUAGACAAUUAACAUUCCAUAGACUACUAGUUGUAAGUUUUUUAAACUAUGAACAAAUAAUCGAUGUGUAUAUUAGAUAUAACUCCAAUGUAUCUAUUGACGGCUGAUGUAAAUAUUGUAAUUUGCUUUUAAUAUAAGAUUAACGUAACCUGCCACUGAAACAGGCCAUUGUUCAGUUGUAUGCAAAAACGCAUACUAAAAGUAACUCUUUUAAAUAGCAACAAUACAACAAGACAAGGAUUCAAUGCUAAAAGUUCUAUAUGAUACCUAAUCAUAUUGUUUUCUUAUAGUUUUUUACUCCUAAGUUCACAUCGGCUUACAUAAAAUCUCGUCCUUAACUUCUUUAUGGUUCUAUGCUUCUCUAUGGUAUAAAAUUUUAUUUUAAUCUGUGACAAUUGUCAAUAUGUCAACAUUUCCCGCCAUGGUAAUGUUUGGACUAGCAAUGGUCUCGUUUCACUGAACCAUCUCUAUAAAGGAAUCUCUAUUUUUUCUACAUACUAUGUACCUAUUGUACAAAUUAACUCAUACAUAUGUAAAGUGUUCAUAUGCUGUUACUUUAUAUAUAGCAUUAUUCAAAUAAUUUUACGCAAAUCCCUUUUUAUUCUGUAAUGCAUAUUAUUUUAUCGCCUCUAUAUUAAAGCAAUAAUAUUAAAUGUGCUUAGUACAAUAAUACUUCAUAAUAUCGAAGUCAUUUUUUUUUAAAUAGCUGUCAAUUAAUGUGUCAAUCUGUUGUUAGAGUUAACUAAGAUAUAUCCGCACCACGAAUCUCCUAACACAUAACAAUAUAAAGUUGAUUUAGUCAAUAUAGGCAUCCCAGUGAAAUAAAUUAGUCAGUAAACUGAAGUUAUGUAAAUAAAAGCUUGGAAUUAAGCUAUUUACUUUAUUCAUUUUUAAACGCAAUGUGCUUAUAAAAAACUGUCAUUUAAUUUUUUUAAUCUGUGCUAUAUUCAUAAUGUCAUUUUUAUGGGAUCCUAUUUCAAAUAACUGAACAAACAUUUUAAAUUAAUAGAAUUAAGAUGUUUAACGAAAAAAAAACUGUUUUAAACAAUAAUGAGAAUAUUUUUCUAUAAAUAUUUGAAUCGAUUCAAAAUAUAAAUGAUUACUUUUAAUUGUGGUUGAAUGACUUUUGCGGCUGUUAUUAUUUUUAAGUUCUGCAAUAUCUGGGAUGAAAUAUUGUAAAAAAAACUGUCGUAUUAGAUUGACAAUAUUAAAGGACAUACGGUGUAAUUAAUAUUAAAUGUAAAUUAUAAUUGUUAGAGCGCUGUAUAGUUGUUAGGUACACGUAAUGAAGUUCACAAUUUCCUAUCUUUAUUUGGUUUGGACUAUUUUAAAAAUGUACGAAUAUUUUUUGUAAUGCAUUCCAAAUAUUAAUUGAGAAGUACAAAUAAAAGUACAGUCUUUUUCAUUAAUUUGUCUAUUUUGCUACAGGGUGUUUCGUUUAUAUUUUUAUAAUUCCAUCUCAGAUAUACAGAAAUGUGUUCCAGUAUGACAAGUGAAUUGGUAGGCGCGAGCGCUUGCCGUGGCGUCUAUGAGCUUCGCCGUAGGAAAGUAAGGGUAAACGUAAAAGCUAGAUAAUGUAAUGUAUAAAACUGAUGUCUAAGGCGAUACUAAAAGUAUUGGAAGUGUUACAAAUUUGUAUUUAAAAAUCAUACUCUAUAUGGGUAAUUUGUUUCUAGUUUUAUUGCAUUUGCCUCAAUCAAUAUAUGUCUUACGAUAAGUUAUUCAAUGUAUGUUUGUCCAUAGUCCUUAAAAUUCAUAUAACCUUUUUUAAAGUGUACAACAUUCGCUUGAUUUUAAUUUUCAAGUUUUGACUAAUAACUCUGUAUAAAUCUAUAUAAAUAUAAAAAUUAAAUAUGCGUUGAAUGUGAAAUUCAUAAAACUAAAUGUGAUUAGAUUCUAUAAAACUGUUUAAUAAUUUUAUAAUUCUUAUAAGUGCUAAAUAAUUCAUAUUAGUCAAAUUCCAGAGUAUAUUCGAUUAUUAAUAUUACAGUAUUUCAUUUUUUUAUUAAAUCAUUUGAUCAUUAUCAGGUAAUCAAAUUGCAAGUUUGGUAUCUUUCUAUUUGUUCCAAGUGCCUUAUGACCAAAUUAAAUACAUUCCUACAUAUUAGUAAAGCCAAGGCUAAAUUGUUUUUGCAUUCAAUCUUUAUUAAUUAUUUCCAUAUAAUAAACGAUCUAAAUCUAAAGAUCCAUUUUAAAAUACAAAAUAUGUAGCAUUUAAAAAUAUUUAGACAUAUGUAUCCAAUUUCCAGUACUUAAUUAGUCUGUGAUAGAGUAUGUUUUAUUAUCUGUUGUAAUUAUAUUUAAUAGUUCAUUUAAUAAGUUUACCUGAA